Molecule: messenger RNA, 1541 nt
Organism: Notolabrus celidotus (New Zealand spotty)
Lineage: Eukaryota; Metazoa; Chordata; Actinopteri; Labriformes; Labridae
Gene: rbm7
Product: RNA binding motif protein 7
Exons: 5
Coding region: 122-898 (258 amino acids)
Biological process (GO): regulation of alternative mRNA splicing, via spliceosome
Cellular component (GO): nucleus
Molecular function (GO): single-stranded RNA binding
Source: RefSeq, a predicted model, not a curated record
GCUCCAGCGCGACGGCAUUUUGCUUUACGAUAGUCCAGGCCUGCCGUUUGUAUUUAGCUGAGUGCUUGCUAGUCGUUAGCAUUACCACCGUUUGCGGAGUAUCGAUACUUGCUGUUAUACAAUGGGAAUUGAGCAUGAAACGGAUCGGACGCUCUUCGUUAGAAAUUUAGAUUCCAGAGUGACGGAGGAGCUUCUGUUUGAGCUGUUUUUACAGGCAGGACCUCUCAUCAAAACCAAAAUCCCAAAGGAUGGGGAAGGGAAACAGAAAACAUUUGGUUUUGCAGUCUACAAACAUGAAGUGUCCGUGCCAUAUGCCGUAAAACUACUGGACGGGGCAGCGCUGUUUGGGAGAAGUCUUCAUGUGCAGUUCAGAUCAGGCAGUAGUCAUGGCAGCAGUCCAGGGAACUCACAGAAUACAAGUCCUGCAAAUACACCAAAUCCCCAUGGUCAAAGGACACCGAUCCAGUUCAGUUCACCGCCAUACACUCCUCCACCCCAGAUGCAAAGAUCGUUCUCGUCUCCUGAUAAUCUGCAGAAGCAUGCCAUGAUGAACAAUGUGAUGUUGCAGCUCCACAUGCAGCAGCUCGAUCAGUUAAAUGGAGGCUUUGUGAAGCCUCAGCAGAGGCAGCCGUCAGCAUGGGGACAUUCUGGAAGUGGAGGCUCGCGGCAACACGAUAACACCCCCUAUCAACGCAACUGGAACAGCAGUGGCAGAAAUCAGCGAUACUCGGAAGAACCAGGUACCGGCCGCCAUCAGCAACACGGCCACAGCCGGGACAACUAUCACCAUCAGAGUGACAGGAGCAGCAACCGCCACCAUGACGGCAGAGGUGGCGGCAGACAUGAUGACAAGGGUAGCAGCCGUGGCCACCAGGACAGCAGAUGGCGACGCUACUAAGAUGCGUGAAGGACGUUCUUUAGGGACUGCGGUGAUUCACAACUCUUUGGACAGCUUACUAAAAAAAGAAAAUCAUGGGUUAUGUUGACAAAUUCACAUGUAUACUCAGGUUUUUUGUACAUAAUCCUACCUGAUUCAAUGACUUUUGCAUCAGAGCCAUUUUUGUUUAUUUCUAAAAGGUGUUUUUAAAUUUGUACACUUCUAAAAUGUGAGUUUUUCCUCACAAAUGUCACGAAAUAUUGAGGUAAAAAGUUGUAUUAUUAUUAUAUGAGCAAGGAAAAAAAAUCAGACAGAACUUGUAGACAUUGUGGAAGAGAAAAACAAACUCCAUGUCUUUAAAAAAAAAAGAAAAAGAUUUAGGAUACAUGCCAGUUUUUAUUUUAUGCAAAUUGUAUUUGAAAGGUGCUCUCAGAACUUUACACAGAUCUUCAGGUACUUAGCAAAAAAGAACAACAACCAUGUCAGCAAGAGAUUCCACCAGCACCACUUUUACUGCAAUAUGGCACCACUCUUUCAUAAUUGUAGAUCUGUUGACCUUGCUCUUUGUAAGAAUAGGCUUUGUUUUAUUUUUUUUAUUCUGAGUCUGUAAGACAAACUGUUUUAAAAUGGACAUUUUCAUUAUUAUAAAGCUCCUUUCAUUUAA